Ilyonectria robusta is the source of this 1142-nucleotide messenger RNA. RefSeq lists its product as uncharacterized. Lineage: Eukaryota; Fungi; Ascomycota; Sordariomycetes; Hypocreales; Nectriaceae. Bases 278 to 877 code for a protein of 199 amino acids. The transcript has a single exon. The record is from RefSeq and is a predicted model, not a curated record.
AUGGAUCAAGCAAGCAUGGGCCAACGUUGCCUCACCGCGCUGUGUCUCUGAUGACAUGGACAGAUAACGUAUCCUCUCAACCCGCCCAAAACACCCACCUCUCUCUCUCUCUCUACCAAGCCGCUUACUAUGGCUCCCCUCGUGACUCCCCCUUGGCACGCUGCACGCCAAGCUCAACCCAUUGCCUCUCCCAAAGUCCCCCGUCUGACGGCGCCUGGCUCGGCACCCAGCAUCCGAGAGCAAAGCCUCGACUCCAGGAACAAGCUUCGCAGGACGAAUGCUUGUUUCGCCCCCCAUCGCUGAGCUUAAUAAAAGGCUUAUCGAGACCUCAUCCUGCCCUGCCCUGCCCUGCCCCGUGUGUCGUGCGUUUUGCGUCGGUACUGCGUCCCGGGGGGAGAGCUCUUCGCCGUGGCAAGGGCUGCAAGGCAUGGGCAUCUGCCGGGCGUGCAAGUCGCGGGUACAGAUGGACGUGGUUGUCGCGCAUGCGGGCGGCUCUGACACAGCCUCACGGGGGGAUCCACGCCGGACCUUGUGUGUGCGUAUUUUAUUUACCGCUCCGGUGCGUGGUUUUGCAAGGCAAGUCUUGACCAAGUACACGCAUCUCACGAGAAAGGCUUCACACGUGUAUGAGUGUCGGUCUGGUCAGAGCGCCAAGGUACCUACGGAGCACGUACUUACAUGGCCCUACACAGGGCUCCAGCGGGCUGCAGCCAAGGACCAAAAGGCCACCAACGCAGCAGGGCAUCGGGACCACAAAACGAGGCUGUGCAGAGGUAUUCCCAAGGAACAAUUGCGGCGCCCGCCAAGCUGCCAAGCUGCCAAGUUGCCAAGCCAUGGAGCCUUCCUCUGUUGGAGGCUCGGCGCCCUCAGCGCGUAGCGGGUUGUGUGGUCCAGAACGCCAGCGGACAGGCGCCGGGUGAGACAGAGUGGAGCGGCGACGUCUUGGCUCCGUGCCGAUAAGCGAAAUUCGUAGGCUGAAGUCGCCGACGCCAAGGGAGGCGAACGGGGUUCUUGCGGCCAAGAAGUCAUGGCGUGAGGGCCAGCCGUGGAGCUUCCUCCGGACAAAGGACAACGCGCAACGCACCGAACACCGAACCACAUAGUUAUUCAUUCACCCACUGCCAAGAUCAACACUUCUCCAG